This is a messenger RNA of Prorocentrum cordatum, 307 nucleotides long. The record is from the annotation of a GenBank genome assembly. NCBI's taxonomy places the organism in Eukaryota, Dinophyceae, Prorocentrales, Prorocentraceae.
GCGGGCGCCGCACGGUGCCCGGCGGGCCACCCCUUGGCUCUGCCGCGCGGCGGCUGGGCUCGCCGGCGCGGCGGGGGCCGGCGGGUCCGAGGAGGCGUUCACGAAGUUUGGCGCGGGGUAUUGCAGGGCCGAGUCGGACACAGACAUGAGCAACCAGCACCCCUGGACGGCUAGAACGGAAUGCAUCGCCCUGGAAGAGUGCCAGCACAAGUGCUUAGACGGUGACAACGGUGUCCCUUGCGCAGGACUCGCGUGGGCCGAGGAGUCGGCCGAGGACAAUUCCUGCAAGCAGGCUGGCAAGCCAAGG